UCGAAAAGUUCAACUAAAAAAAAAGAAGAAGAACAAGACUCCGAGACUGAGAGAGAGAAGAGGAGGAGCUUGGUGCAUGGGCAACAAAGCAUUUAUAGAAGAAGAGAAGAGAUUCUCCGAUUGAAGCAACAACAACGAAGACUAAUCAUCCUUUCUUCGCCUUCUUCCCCAGCUUCCAGGGACUGGGGUGAUUGGUGAAUGCCAGCUCCAGGGAGUAUCUGUCACUAACGGUGGAAAAAUUUAAUGAUCGGUGUAUCUCUGAUGUGAUUUGCAUCUUUGAUUAUAAGUUAUGAAUGAUCCACAAUUAUUGAGGGUUAUAUCAUGUGCUCUGUAAAACAUCACCUGAGUUCUUGUCAACAUGGAAAUCAGGCUGGAAGAGAGAGAGUUCUCAAACGGUGAUGUUUAUUCCGGUCAACUCAGAGGAACUCUUCCUCACGGGAAGGGGAAGUACGCGUGGUCCGACGGGAUCAUCUACGAAGGCGACUGGGAAGAAGGGAAAAUCUCAGGGAAAGGAAAGAUCACGUGGCUAUCCCGAGCCAAGUACGAAGGUGACUUCUCUGGAGGAUACCUUCACGGCUUUGGCACCAUGACUUCCCCUGACGGAUCCCUAUACAGCGGAUCCUGGAGGAUGAAUGUGCGCCACGGUCUAGGAAGGAAAGAGUAUUGCAACUCGGAUUCGUACGAUGGGUCUUGGAGAGAAGGGUUACAAGACGGGAGUGGUAGUUACACUUGGACUAACGGAAACAGGUUCAUUGGGAACUGGAAGAAGGGUAAAAUGUCUGGGAGAGGGGUUAUGAGCUGGGGGAACGGUGAUCUUUUUAACGGGUUUUGGUUGAACGGUCUUAGACAUGGCUCUGGGGUUUAUAAGUACGCUGAUGGCGGUUUUUAUUUCGGAACCUGGUCGCGUGGUUUGAAAGAUGGGACUGGAGUGUACUAUCCCGUUGGGAGUAAACACCCGUCUCUCAAGAAGUGGCAUCGUCAUUUUGGAUACAACGACACUGGAAACUUCAUCCUCUCUCAUGAUUCGUCGAUAAACUUGGAGGAGCUGCGGAACUCGAAAGCGGUGUCAAGAACUCUUUCGGAGAUAACAACGACGAGUGGGCUGGCGAGAAACUCGGGGAGAAUGCCUGAGAGGUUUCUUGAUGAAAACUGGAGUACCACUGAUCCUCCAAGAGAUUAUAUGGGUCAUGGGCCUUUAUCCAAGUCUGGGCGGUCUGCUGGCUCUGGUGAAAACGAGGGACGCGGCAAGAACCCUAUAGUCUUUGAAAGGGAAUACAUGCAAGGAGUUUUGAUUAAAGAAAGGAUUAUGAGUUCUAUUGACAUGUCACGCAAGGCUAGACCUCUGGAUGGGCCUAAAGAGGUCAGCAUUAGCGCUUGUGUGUCCUUCCUUGGGGGGAAAUGGAACUAUUAUCUCAUGCUUAAUCUCCAACUCGGUAUCAGGUACACUGUUGGAAAAAUAACGCCGGUGCCUCGGCGGGAAGUUCGUGCUUCUGACUUUGGAGAAAGAGCCAGGAUCACCAUGUUCUUCCCUAGAAAUGGUUCCCAGUACACGCCUUCACAUAAGUCCAUUGAUUUCGAUUGGAAAGACUAUUGCCCUAUGGUUUUCAGGAAUUUGAGGGAGAUGUUCAAACUAGAUGCUGCAGACUACAUGAUGUCUAUCUGUGGUGAUGAUGGUCUGAGAGAAAUUUCCUCCCCUGGGAAAAGUGGCAGUAUCUUCUACCUUUCUCAUGACGACAGAUUUGUGAUCAAGACAUUAAAAAGAUCUGAGUUGAAGGUUCUACUCAGGAUGUUGCCUAGGUACUAUGAACAUGUAGGGGAGCAUGAAAACACGCUCAUAACGAAAUUUUUUGGAGUUCAUAGAUUAAAACUCAAGUGGGGUAAAAAGGUACGCUUUGUGGUCAUGGGAAAUAUGUUUUGCACAGAGUUGAAGAUUCAUCGCCGCUAUGACCUUAAGGGCUCUACUCAAGGGAGAUUUACAGAAAAGAAUAAAAUCAGAGAAAAGACUACCAUGAAAGAUCUUGAUCUUGCUUAUGAGUUUCAUAUGGACAAGCUGCUGCGAGAGGCUCUCUUCAAGCAAAUUUUGUUAGACUGCUCGUUCUUGGAAUCUCUGCAAAUCAUUGAUUAUAGUCUUCUGUUGGGAUUACAUUUUAGAGCUCCAGAUCAACUCAAUGAUAUCCUAGAGCCUCCCAAUGAAAUGUCAGAUCAAGAAAGUGACAGUGUUGCUUCUGUUGAAGUCGGUUUGCCUCGUGAACCAUCCAUUCCUCCAAAAGGGCUGUUAUUGGUUACUCACGAACCUAAUUCCGUUAAUACUGCCCCGGGACCUCACAUCAGAGGAAGUACACUACGAGCAUUCGCUGCUGGGGAGAAAGAAGUUGAUCUCAUUCUACCUGGAACUGCAAGGCUCCGGGUACAGUUAGGAGUAAACAUGCCAGCUCAAGCACACCACAAACUCCAUCAGGACCAGGAGGAAUCAGGAACGGUAGAGCUCUUUGAAGUAUAUGAUGUGGUUGUUUACAUGGGCAUGAUCGACAUCCUGCAAGAGUACAACAUGAAAAAGAGAAUGGAACAUACUUGCAAAUCAAUUCAGUAUGAUCCAAUGUCAAUUUCAGCCAUCGAGCCUACACUUUACGCUAAACGGUUCACUGAUUUUCUCCUCAAGGUUUUCCCAGAAACAGCAUAGAGAGAGAUCAAAUGGUUUCAUGAUUUGACCCGGUCGAUAUUCUUUCUUUCUGUUGAUAAGCCGGGAUUUGGCUCGUAUAAUGUUAUUUCGUCUUUUAUGUACACCAACAUUUAGGAUCUUAUACCUUAAAACAAAUUUUCUAGUAUUGAGUAAAAAGUCCUUUCUAACU
Messenger RNA from Brassica oleracea var. oleracea, 2849 nucleotides. RefSeq names its product phosphatidylinositol 4-phosphate 5-kinase 8. Lineage: Eukaryota; Viridiplantae; Streptophyta; Magnoliopsida; Brassicales; Brassicaceae. The record is from RefSeq and is a predicted model, not a curated record. The transcript is spliced from 10 exons. The coding region runs from base 359 to 2680 and encodes 773 amino acids. Gene Ontology annotation, molecular function: 1-phosphatidylinositol-4-phosphate 5-kinase activity; ATP binding. Gene Ontology annotation, biological process: phosphatidylinositol metabolic process.